Penicillium egyptiacum is the source of this 622-nucleotide messenger RNA. The record is from the annotation of a GenBank genome assembly. NCBI's taxonomy places the organism in Eukaryota, Fungi, Ascomycota, Eurotiomycetes, Eurotiales, Aspergillaceae.
AUGUCUACCGCCGAGCUCGCCUGCUCCUACGCCGCCCUCAUCCUGGCCGAUGACGGUAUUGAGGUCUCCGCCGACAAGAUCCAGACCCUCAUCUCUGCCGCCAAGGUUCAGGAGGUUGAGCCCAUCUGGGCUUCCAUCUUCGCCCGGGCCCUCGAGGGUAAGGACAUCAAGGAGCUCCUGACCAACGUCGGUUCCGCUGGCCCCGCUGCCGCUGCCCCUGCUGGUGGUGCCGCUGCUGCCGCCCCCGCUGAGGCCAAGGCUGAGGAGAAGGAGGAGGAGAAGGAGGAGUCCGAUGAGGACAUGGGCUUCGGUCUCUUCGACUAAGCGUCUUAUCUCCGUAUCGAAUUUGAAAACUCGUUUCCUUUUUUCUCUAUUCCUCAACCUCUUUUCCCACUGCCGCAUAGCGGCUCCCUCGACGAUUCUCUAUUGUACUCGAUACUCCACGACCCCAGCUACGACCUAGAACCCGGGGAAGAAAAAAAGAAAAUUAGCAAAAGAAUUCAAACGGACACGGACAUUCAAUGGAGACUGGGUGCUCGGUGUGCCUCCGCGUCAUAAUGUGGCCGAGGUAGACUCGAUCGGAUACCGCUGCGAUUCCGAAACUAUUGUUGCUUCCAGGAUU